AUGGUUCCAAAAGAUAAUGAAAAGUUAUUGACCAUAGAGGAAGAGCAGAAGGCCGAGGCUGAAAGGCUGAAGACUGAGGCGAACAUAUUUUUCAAAAAAGAGAGUUACAACAAGGCCAUUGAACUGUACACUGCGGCGAUCAACUUGAAUCCGAAUGAGCCAUCUUACUAUGGUAACCGCAGUUUUGCGUUUUUGAAGACCGAGCUGUACGGUGCG
Messenger RNA from Soboliphyme baturini, 216 nucleotides. The record is from the annotation of a GenBank genome assembly. NCBI's taxonomy places the organism in Eukaryota, Metazoa, Nematoda, Enoplea, Dioctophymatida, Soboliphymatidae.